This is a messenger RNA of Penaeus monodon (black tiger shrimp), 1551 nucleotides long. RefSeq lists its product as uncharacterized. The record is from RefSeq and is a predicted model, not a curated record. The transcript has 6 exons. The coding region runs from base 396 to 971 and encodes 191 amino acids. Lineage: Eukaryota; Metazoa; Arthropoda; Malacostraca; Decapoda; Penaeidae.
AGACGGUUAGAGCAGUCUCCCCAUUCCACACUCUCAACUCACUCCGCCGAGCACACAUUCCCCCCGAGGGUGUGGGUGGGCCAAGGGAGGACACGGACCUGACUGCAACCAUGACAUAGAAGAUUCCAUGUCGAAUCUUCGUCUACAUGUUUUCCCCCCAACCUCACAGGACGUGGACUCUCAGGGGGAGACCACAGAGGAAGAGUCGAUGAAAAGAGGAGCCGUGCCGGAGUCUAGGGGGCCUUAGCCGCGCACGGCACUGUUCAGAGGCACCCAUUGAGGAGGAUGGGAUCGAGCUGCAGAGCAUCUCAUGCCAGAAGGCUGACUCGGACAAUCCACACGCAGAAGUAGAUAGGACCAUCAAGUUCAACCUGGGGAGACCACAGGAGGACACCAUGCCCAGCAGUUGCGGUCGGCGCACACUAUCCCUUCAGGAUUCUCCGUGUGUCAGUUCAGUUUUCAAAGAGGAAAAAACUUCUAGCAAAAGUUCCGAGGAAGAAGGCAUAGGAAAGAGAAAGCUGCUAGGUGGACGAAGUGACAGCAGUGGAAGUGAGAACAAAGCCUCAUUAGACGAGAACAGCAACCCCAUGAUUACGGGUGGCGCCCCCUCGCUCCUCACGUCGGCUGCCGGGACCGACCGUUCGAGCAGCACCUUCCUCAUGUCAACCCACACUACCUCGCGCAGGAAUGGCAUCAGUGGAACCCACAAGCAAGUUACCAAGUUUGAACAGCUCAAGACCAAGAAGGAGAAGAAGAAGGCCAUCAGGGAGAAGGAUAUCGUGAACAUCAUAGAAACACCAGGCUUCCGUGGCGAUCAGGAUGUCAAUGACCUCCUCAAGUUCAUCAUUGGCAGUGACGAGGACACUCCCAACAGCAAGAACAAGAAGAAACACAAAGGCAAGGGCCAGGAGAAACCGCGACGAGAAGGAAGGGUCCAAGAAGAGCAAGAACAAAAGCAGCCGAGGCAGUGAGGACAGCUGGAGCGAGAAGUGGAAGGAGGACGAGGGCUCCGCCAAGACCAAUGACGACAGCGGCAUCGGGGGUGAGGUCACGUCCAGGGAGAACAACCGAAGAGCAGGAGCGCGAGGACGAAAAGAAGACAGCAAACAACAAGAAGAACAGGAAUCAGGACACCAAGAAGGGCAAAAAGGGCAGCAGCAGCCUGAGGGAGUCGAGCAGUGUGGAGGAUCUAGUGUCCAAGAGUAAACAGAGUGAUAAUGUCCGUGACAUACGCAAGCAAGUGACUAUUGAUGAUGGGGAUAUGUCCCUUAGUGUAUUACAUACAUAUCAGAACAAUAAGAAAGUAGAUAAAUUUAACCAUUUUAUAGCGAAUGGAAAAUAUAUCAGAGAGUCGAGCAUGAUGGACAUUGCCAAUGACAAUGAGUUUGACACUGACCAAAGGCCUUCCGACUUCGUGACUGAUUUCUAUAGUGUAGGAGACUCGUUCCUUGGAGAUGACCUUUCUCGCACCCCCUCAUCUCCUUCAGGGGGUGACUUUGAGGUGGUGAGCAAGAAAAGGAGCAAAAGGGCCAAGAACAAUCCCAGAAUGCG